UGUGUGUGUGUGUGUGUGUGCAGGUGUUGGCCACCAAUUAACGAGGCUUAAAUAUGGGGCGAUCACUCCUGGCGGUGGCGCGAGAGACCCCCACGCAUGACCUCCCUCAGUGUGACCUGACCCAGAGCGGUCGUUGAUGGAGAGACCAAUGCAAUGUGCAGACACAAGUAGACAGAAACGUAGACCAAACACAGACGCAGAAAGAUAAUCGUGUAAAAUGAUCUUUCCUCUCCCCCGUCAGGGUUAUCGGGUCUACACAACAUUAUCGGACUGAGUCACGCGGGGCUGAAGUCCAUCCCACCCCGAGGCGUGGCAGGGAGUCAAAGUUCCAGGUGGUGCCAGGCAAGCAGAUGUGUGCACGACGCCCUCAUUAUGGCCGACGAGUGAAGAAAACAAAAUAACUGUGCACACGGCCCCAUGAUCACUUACCGAGAGGGGGCGAGGAGCUAGGGAGGACAGACGCCGUUAACUAAACUGUAAACAUGCACUUGGGGAGGCCUGAUCUUACUGACUUACUGUGCCAAAGCUAAUGUACUUAAAAGCAUAAUUGGUGCACUGAAGAUACCGAGGCGUUGAGUGGGCCGGGGGAGAGGGACGCUGUGUGGGUGGGUGUAGAUGGGAGGGUCAGGUGGGGGUGGGAUGGUGGUAUAGCGCGCGGUAUUUCUCCCUCAGUAGCCAACCAGCGGAUACACGACUCAAAGCAGAUGGCGGAGUCCCUCACCUUGCUAACCUGUGUAGACGAGGGGCUGCGGAGGGGCGUGCAGCGAGCCCAGGAAGACGCCGUGACCUCGAGGCGACACGCAAGCACCUACGAGACAUUUCAGGCGGAGGAUGCGGGUUCAGGAGACCGUCGGAAUGAGAAAGAGGAGGACACAACAGUCGGGUGUUCCCCUGGGGCGCUCUUCCGUCGUUUGGGCUGGAUGCUGACGGGGAGGGAGAAAGAUGACGAGUCGCUGCCCUUGACGGAGAGACGCAAGCUGUCCACGCCGACCUGCCGCCUGCAAGUCAUGAGGUACCUGCCGGAGGUCAUACGUUACCUGGCCUUGGGGUCGGCGCGGCAGGUGAAGAAAGCUGGGUCAUGGCUGGUGGUGGGCCUGAGGGAUUACGCAACCCACGGGGGCUUCACGUACCCCAUCGAUGUUCACGUCUCGCCCAGUACCUCUCAAGCUGCCUUCUGGGUGUCUGUGCUGUGACCCGACUCGUGCAACCCCGCCUAGUCACCUCCGUCUACCUCUAUCCUCAACCUUCCUCUAUUUGUGCCCUAUUCCUUCCCUGUUGUCUAAUGUUCUACCUAAAGUCCACCUCCACCCACCUCCACUCAACUCCACAUCACCACCCCAUCCUACCUCAUAUCUUAGUUUACACUCUCGCCCCUUCUAACUCCUCUUGCAUAAAUCUCACCAUCCCCAAAGUCCACCUCCACCCACCUCCACUGAACUCCACACCACCAUCCUAUCCUACCUCAUAUCUUAGUUUACAUUCUCGCCCCUUCUAACUCCUCUUGUAUAAACCUCACCACCCCCAAAGUCCACCUCCACCCGCCUCCACUCAACUCCACACCACCAUCCUAUCCUAUCUCAUAUCUAAGUUUACUCUCUCAUCUUUACCUCACCUCAUCCGCAGACCUAUUUCAGUCCACCGUUUCUCUUCCUUUUCCCUUCCUCCUCCUCCUCCUUCUCUUAUUACCUACGUCUUUCUACUCUCGUUUAGUUUUUUGUGUGUAUAGUUUUAAAUGAUAAGGAUAAGUCAGAUCUGUAGACAUAACAAAUAUAUACGUACCACAUUA
Messenger RNA from Eriocheir sinensis (Chinese mitten crab), 1786 nucleotides. RefSeq lists its product as uncharacterized. The transcript has 2 exons. NCBI's taxonomy places the organism in Eukaryota, Metazoa, Arthropoda, Malacostraca, Decapoda, Varunidae. Bases 705 to 1193 code for a protein of 162 amino acids. The record is from RefSeq and is a predicted model, not a curated record.